This is a messenger RNA of Patiria miniata (bat star), 1413 nucleotides long. RefSeq names its product glycine N-methyltransferase-like. The coding region runs from base 181 to 1080 and encodes 299 amino acids. The record is from RefSeq and is a predicted model, not a curated record. The transcript has 6 exons. Gene Ontology annotation, biological process: regulation of gluconeogenesis; protein homotetramerization; S-adenosylmethionine metabolic process. Lineage: Eukaryota; Metazoa; Echinodermata; Asteroidea; Valvatida; Asterinidae. Gene Ontology annotation, molecular function: glycine binding; identical protein binding; glycine N-methyltransferase activity. Gene Ontology annotation, cellular component: cytosol.
AAGGCCACGAAUUGAGCACCAGUCUAGUGUCAACAGCUUUGCUGCGGCGCUUUAUAAACGGGCUCAAAAAUGUAAACACGCCAGCACACAUCGCUUGGACAUCCUCGGCAGCAGUCAUCUUUGGAAGCUCUACGGAUUUGCGACGUUCAAACAGUUUGCGACUAAGCACGAUAUACCAACAUGGUGGACAGCGUAUACCGAACCCGUUCUCUGGGCGUGGCCGCUCAGGGCAUACCCGACCAGUACGCCGACGGCAAGGCGGCCAAGGUCUGGGAAUACUACAUCGGUAGUCGCACAGACAGGACGGAGAACUACAGGCAUUUCUUGGUGGACCUACUCAGGUCAAGAAAUUGCCACUACGUCCUCGAUGCAGCGUGUGGAACUGGCAUCGACUCUGUGAUGCUUCUGGAGGCAGGUUUCCGUGUCAUGAGUUGUGAUGCCUCCGAUAAGAUGGUCCUGCAUGCUUUCAGAGAGAGAUGGGCCCGCCGUAAAGAAGAAUGCUUUGACCACUGGGAAAUUGAGGUUGCCAAUUGGCUGACCCUGCCAGAAGACAUUCCUAGAGAGGGAGAGGGUUACGAUUCCAUCAUCUGCCUCGGCAACUCCUUCGCCCAUCUGCCGGACUUCGAGGGCACCCAGGAGAACCACCGCGCGGCCCUGGCCAACUUCGCCACCAUGCUCAAACCAGGCGGGAUUCUAAUCAUCGACCAUCGCAACUACGACUCUAUCAUAGACAUCGGCAGAGCACCCAUCAAGAACAUCUAUUACGUGGGUAAUUGCAUCAAAGACAUCCAGACAUCAGUGUUGUACGUCAACGGCCGGCCCUCCAUGGUGACGUUAGACUACUUCAUCUCCAUCGAUGAUCACAACAAUGAAGACAGCAAAAAACACAAGGAAAUUGACGGUGAAGUCUACAAGUUCCGUCUGUCUUACUAUCCUCACCGCCUGAAUGCUUUCACGGAACUCCUCAAGGAAGCCUUCGGUGAAAACAGCAAGCACACCGUGUAUGGGGACUUUCAGACUCUCAAGGAGGGCGACAACCCUUCUUACUACAUCCACGUCAUCCAAAAACCUAUCGAAUAGGUUUUUUCCCUAAUAACUAAGGAGUCAUUUUGUAUAGUUUACCAUUUUUUACAUUUUUUUUUGUAAAGAGGGAAGAAGGGCGCUGUAGCCCGAGACGAAGCCGAUGCGUCCAUUCUCUACAGUUAUCGAAAGAAACUGUGCUGCAACAAUGGCACCAAUGAUUCCCUUUCUUGGUGCAUGCAGUAAAAUCCAAAACAUGGGGCGGGGGAUUCCGGUGGUUCUGAAACCUGCCGCAGAUGGGGUCACGUUUUUCAGUGAGGAAAUUUCCUCAUGGGUAAUUCUCGAAAAAAGCAGACUGCGAGAGGAAACCGAGUUUUUAAAUCGACUUGAAAU